CCUUUUUUCACACUCAUUCGAAAUCUGGUUGACGAUGGAGAACACCUUCAACAACAUUAGCCUGACGGACCACAGAAGAAUUCUUGGGCAGAUGAAGACUGCCGAGAAUGGCAUUACUUGGAAAAGCGAUGACAGCACGGUCAGUUUUGGACCUUCAGAUAUCAAAGAAGCCUUUUGGUGCAAAGUUGGAUCACGCUUUCAGCUCCGUUUAGUGUUGGGAAGUGGAACCUUUUCCCGUUUCGACGGUUUUAAGCGCUCGGACUAUGACGCACUGUCUCCAUUCCUAAAGUCCGUAUUCAAGAUUGAUCUGAAAGAUGACGUUCUUGGUUCGGAUGGCGUAAACUGGGGAACCAUCGACUUCGAGGGCCCCGAGGGAGAAGAGAGCGUGGUAAUGAAAGACACCGAAGGUCGUCGCCUCUUCGAACUGGGUCUAAACGAGCUGAGCCAAUGCGCCUUCCCCUCCAAAAACGAAGUGGAGCUGCAGUUCGUCGAGGAAGACACCUCCAAAACCACCGAAGAAUCGCUCGUCACCGUGCGUUUCUACGUCCCGCAGAGCGCCAGCGAGGACGUGAACGAGAAGGACGACACGGCAGCGCACCGUCUGCAGAAGCAGAUCCUGGAGCGCGCGGUGCUGGUGAACAACAACGGCAACAUGAUCGCGGAGAUCGACGACCGCUUGGGGCAGUUCGUGACGCCUCGCGGCCGCUACAUGAUGGAGUUCUACGACAACUACAUGCGAAUGAACGGCAAUAACUACACGUACAAGAUCCUAUACAAAACGAUUUCGUGCAUCUACAUGUUCGAGCAGCCCGACCUCGCUCACCGCGCCCUCGUCUUCUGUCUCACGCGGCCUCUCCGGCAGGGGCAGCAGACCUACCCGCACCUCGUUCUCUACGCGCCGACGGAGCGCUAUUCGCUCUCGUUGAGCCUCAGCGAGGUCGGGAUCGCUUCGCGAAUCGAUCGUAGAGCGUGCUGA
Blastocystis hominis is the source of this 976-nucleotide messenger RNA. RefSeq lists its product as hypothetical. The transcript has 7 exons. The coding region runs from base 35 to 976 and encodes 313 amino acids. The record is from RefSeq and is a predicted model, not a curated record. Lineage: Eukaryota; Bigyra; Opalinata; Blastocystidae. Gene Ontology annotation, cellular component: FACT complex; nucleus. Gene Ontology annotation, molecular function: nucleosome binding; DNA binding; histone binding.